Neurospora hispaniola is the source of this 1285-nucleotide messenger RNA. RefSeq lists its product as uncharacterized. The transcript has 2 exons. Bases 345 to 1094 code for a protein of 249 amino acids. NCBI's taxonomy places the organism in Eukaryota, Fungi, Ascomycota, Sordariomycetes, Sordariales, Sordariaceae. The record is from RefSeq and is a predicted model, not a curated record.
GAACGGAAUCGAACACCCGCACUUCCAUACUCUGGCUUAAAACCGCCAGAAUCGCCCAGAGGCUCCCUUCCCAAAAGGUACCUUACUAUAAUCGGUGAAGUUACCCCUACAGGGCAUUUUGUAAAUAGUGAUUUGUAAUCUCUGUGUAACACCCGAUCGACCUAUGGAACUGUGGGCUCGGCUGUGUGAAUACCAAGUGGAUUGUAUGGUAGACCCGCUCCUCGGCUUAGUUCCCGAAUGAUAUAAAUACAAGCAGCGACCCCAACAUCAAAGUCUCACUUCCGUCUCAUCAUCUCCAAGCAAAGUCAAACACAUCUGAAAAGCAGCUCCAAACUCAAUUCACCAUGGCCAACCAAGACCAACAAAUCACCUUCUUCGACAUCCCCAGCAAGGAUGGCCGCACAUGGACUCUCAACCCUUGGAAGACCCGCUUCGCCCUCAACUACAAGUCCCUCCCCUACCACACCCAAUGGCUCGAAUACCCCGACAUCCGCCCCACUCUCUCCCCGCACCUCCCGCCCGCCGCCCCCGAGCCCUCCACGAGCUCCUACACCAUCCCCGCCAUCCGCUUCCCCGACGGCACCUACAUGAUGGACUCCAAGACGAUCGCCGUGGCGCUCGAGGAGCGCUACCCGGCUCCGCAGUACCCUUCUCUGCACCUGGACACCCCCGCCCUCGCCAAGCUCGAGUCCCUCAUGCCCGGCAUGAUGGGCAAACUGGUUGGUGUCUUUGUGCCUGGCGCCGUCAAGAACAUUUUGGGUCCCAAGAGCCAGCCGUACUUUAUCAGCACGCGGGAGGCGGCGUUUGGGAUGUCGAUUGAUGAGCUGCAGAAGACGCAGGGCGGGGUCCAAGCUUAUGAGAAGAUCCGGGAGGAGUUGCAGGAGGCUACGGCUUUGUUGAAGCAGAAUACUGCGGGACCGUUCUUCGAGGGAGACAAGGUGUCGUAUGCGGAUUUUGUGUGGGCCGGGUUCUUGCUGUUCAUGAAGUACGCGGACGCGGAAGGGUUCGAUAAGUUGUUGGAGGCCACGGGGGAUAAGGAGGCGAAUGAGAGGUUGUUGGAGGGCGUGAAGCCUUGGGCGAGGGAUGAUAUCUGAUUGUGAUGUGAUGUGGUGAGAAAGAAGCUUGGAGUAAUAGAUACUAUUCUUCCAAUGGGUAACACAACAAGGUUACAACUUUGGAAUAGUGAUAUGAUUGAUUUAUCGCGACGAAGCUCCUAAUCCCGGCGCCUAUGGAAGCUAAGCAUUCCCCAAAGGGUCUCUUUAGCAGGCAUUAAUUUUACUCGGCC